Molecule: messenger RNA, 2029 nt
Organism: Closterium sp. NIES-67
Lineage: Eukaryota; Viridiplantae; Streptophyta; Zygnematophyceae; Desmidiales; Closteriaceae
Source: the annotation of a GenBank genome assembly
CCCGGAACCUGACGCCUCAUUUCGCCCUUCUUUUUCCCGAUCCGAGUCGCAUCGGCCUGUCUCUUCGUCCGCCUUCCCUCCACCCCCGCAUCCAUAACCGUCGAAUAAUCCUCUCCUCUUCCGCCUUCCCCUUCCUCGUCCCUUCACCGCCGCGUCCCUCGCUACGAGCCCCACAAUCCGCGCCCCUCGCUGCGAACCCCACACGCCGCGUCGCCAUGAGUCUCUUCGGCGACUUGCCUCCGCCGUCCGCAGCGCCCAAGCCAGCGAAUCCCCCUAUCCCUUCCCCUGCUGCCUCUCGCAAACCCAGCGGCGGAGCAGUCGGCGCAAUCGGCGCAGGCGCUGGCGCAGUUGCGCCGAAGCCGUCUGCGCUCAAGUCGUCGCUCAAGGGGAGCGCUGAAGUGCGCGGGGGAGAGGGGGGGAAACGUGUGAGCGCGGCGGGUGCGGAUGGGGGCCCGGAAGGGGGAUCGGGGGAAGGCGGAAAGACGAGGAAGCGCGUGGGAGUGGCACUGGCGGAAGAGGCAGAUGGCGACGCCCCAUCUCGCCGCCGGGUGCGCUUCCACACGUUUGCUGAGGUGGCAGAGGACAAGGUGACGUCGGCAAUCGCCAAGAUCGCUGCCCACAUUGGCACGCCGGCCAAGUUCAAGAAGGCGGCCGGCCUCGCUCGGCAGCUUCUGGAGGGCGGCGCACUGAACAGUGACCAAACCGGCAUGAACAGUGCAGUGAACAGUACCCAUGCGGCUCAGUUCUUUGGCCUCUUCUCGCCGCGCCAGCAGCAGCAGGUGGACGUGUGGGGGCUGCGCACCGCGCUCAACAACUCCCUGCGAACAGACGACAGCUUCCAGUUCUCCAAGGCUGUGUCUCGAGUCCAGCAGCAGGUGGAGCAACUACCUGAAGCAGUAGAGGAGGAUGAGAGGGAGGAGGCCGGUGUGUUCCGUGGGGUGGCGAUGCAAGUGGAGGGGAGGGAGAGGGGGAUGGAGGGAGAGAAGCAGGGAGAGAUCGAAGGAGAGAAGGGGCAAAGGGAGGAGGGGGAGGAGGAUAAGAAAGGAAAGAGAGGCAAUGAUCCCUUUGGCCUACAUGGUGCAGUAGAUGGUGCAGUAGAUGGUGCGGUAGGCGGUGCAGAUCCUGCUGAUGGUGCAGAUCCCUUUGGCCUUGAUGCUAUGUUGGGGAUGAGUGGGGGAGUGGGAGGGGGAGAAGGAGGAAAGGGAGAGGGAGAGGAGGAGGAGCAGGAGGAUCCAUUCGGGCUGGGAGAGAUGAUAGAGAGGAAGAGGGCGACGAGAGAGGAGAGGAGAGAGGAGAGGAGGGAGGAGAGGGAGAGGAGGAGGAGGGAGGAGGAGGAGGAGAGGCGGCGAGGGGAGGAGGAGGAGAGGGGGUUGUUGAGGGAGAGGAGGGAGGCGCUGCUGCUGUGCAUUCAGACGGCCACCGAGAUGUACAGGCACAAGUGGGCGCAGACAGCCAUCGACAUGCUGGCCCAACACGCCUAUGACCACAGGAAACGCUUCACGGCCCGGCAGCAGGCAGCGAUCGAGGCGUUCUGGGGCAGUGUGAAGCAGCAGCAGCACGAGAGGAAGCACGGGGCGAGCAGGGGGGCAGGGGGGCGGCUGGAUGUGACGGCCUUCGAGCGGCUGCAGAGGCACUAUGAGGGGGAGGCGAUAAGCAUCAGGAAGGGCGUGGGGGUGGAGGAGGUCGAAGCACGAUUACCUGGCUGGGGUGAGUUGUAGGAGAAGCAGUUUAGUUGUAGCGGGCUAGAAACCCAAGCAAGAUGGGGGAAGAAGAACCCAGUUGAGUAGAUGUAUACCGUACACACUACAGACGCAGUGUUGUGGAUUUAAUGACAAAACACGGGGUUCAGUGCAUGCAAUCUCCUGGAAACUCGCUUAUGUGUGUCGGAGCAUUGCACACAUGCUCGCAUAGUCGAGAAUAUGUUUUAUAGCGGAUAUUAUUGGGCUCGGUACAGUGAAACCGAGUGACAUGACAUAUUACAUUCUGUAGUGUCGAUGUUCGAGGUGUCAAAUAUAUGUAUAACUCAUAU